UCAGAUUUUUUGGUUUUGUUUAUGCAAAUAGUUCAUUCCCUCAUUCCUCCGGGAAUGAUCCCACUCCACCUCCCCAAUCAGCCCUCCCCUUCCCCGUUCUGCAGGGCUGCUCUCUCCCUGAACUCUCCGUGAAUGAAUACACCGCCCGCUGUCAAGAGAGCAGAGGACACAGAAACAAGCAGGCCUGGGAAAUGUGGCGCUUCUCCCUGCUGGUGCCAGCCCUGCUCUGUGGGGUGGGAGGCUCCGUCCCCAUCCCUCAGAAGCUCUUUGGGGCAGUGACUUCCCCUCUGUACCCCAAACCUUACCCCAACAACUAUGAAACAACCACUAUCAUCACAGUGCCCCCAGGAUACAGGGUGAAGCUCGUCUUCCAGCACUUUGACGUGGAGCCUUCUGAGGGCUGCCUCUAUGACUAUGUCAAGAUCUCUGCAGAUAAGAAAAACCUUGGGAGGUUCUGUGGGCAGCAGGGGUCCUCCCUGGGCAACCUUCCAGGGAAGAAGGAAUUUGUGUCAAAAGGGAGCAAGAUGCUGCUGACCUUCCACACAGACUUCUCCAAUGAGGAAAAUGGGACCAUCAUGUUCUACAAAGGCUUCCAGGCCUACUAUCACGCCGUGGACCUCGACGAAUGUGCUUCCCAGAGCAACUCAGUGGAGGACGACCCCCAGCCCCGCUGCCAGCACCUCUGUCACAACUAUGUCGGUGGCUACUUCUGUUCCUGUCGUGCAGGCUACGAGCUUAGCGAGGACGGACAUUCCUGCCAGGCUGAGUGCAGUGGCCAGCUGUACACAGAGCCAUCGGGCUACAUUGCCAGCCUGGAGUACCCCCGGCCAUACCCUCCGGAUCUGCGCUGCAACUACAGCAUCCGGGUGGAGCGGGGCUUCACCUUGCACCUCAAGUUCCUGGAACCUUUUGAGAUUGAUGACCACCAGCAAGUACAUUGCCCCUAUGACCAGCUUCAGAUCUAUGCCAACAGGAAAAACCUAGGCGAGUUCUGUGGGACACAGAGGCCUCCUGCCCUAGACGCCAGCAGCAAUGCGGUCGACCUACUGUUCUUCACUGAUGAGUCAGGGGACAGCAGGGGCUGGAAGCUGCACUAUACCACAGAAAUCAUCAAGUGCCCGCAGCCCAAGCCCCUAGACGAGUUCACCGUCAUCCAGAACCCUCAGCCGCAGUACCAGUUCCGGGACUACUUCAUUGUCACCUGCAAACAAGGCUACCAGCUCAUGGAGGGGGACAAGGCACUGGUGUCCUUCUCAGCUGUCUGCCAGGAUGAUGGCACAUGGGAUCGUACCAUGCCCACGUGCAAGAUCAGGGACUGCGGGCAGCCCCGAAGCCUGUCUAAUGGGGAUUUUCGUUACAUCACCACCAACGGGGUGAACAGCUACAAGUCCCAAAUCCAGUACUACUGCCGAGAACCAUAUUACAAGAUGAAGAUCCGAGCCAGCAGCAGCGAGUCAGACAGGGGGCUGUUCACCUGCACCGCCCAGGGCAUCUGGAAGAACAAGCAGGAUGGGGAGAAGAUCCCUCGGUGUUUGCCAGUGUGUGGGAAGCCCGUGCACCCCGUGGAAGCGAAGCAGCGCAUCAUCGGUGGGCAUAGAGCCAAGAUGGGCAACUUCCCCUGGCAGGUGUACACUGAGCUCCCUGGCCCUGGGGGUGGAGCCCUGCUGGGGGACCGCUGGAUCCUCACUGCUGCCCACACUGUGUACCCCAAGGAACAAACUGGACAGGGCAGUAACCACACCAGAAAUGUGUUAAUGGGCCACACAGUUAUGAAACAGCUCAGGGAACUGACAAACCACCCUAUCCGCACAAUCAGAAUCCACCCAGACUACCACCAGGAUCAGCCCCACAAUUUUGAUGGGGACAUCGCUCUGUUGGAGCUGAAAAAUAGUGUCACCCUGGGCCCUAACGUUCUCCCUAUCUGCCUCCCCGACAAUGAGACCUUCUAUGAGGAACGCCUCAUGGGCUACGUCAGUGGCUUCGGGUUAACAGAAGAUCGGCUUCCCGAUAGCCUCAGGUAUAUUCGUGUGCCUGUAGCUGAGCGAGAGGCCUGUGAGAAAUGGCUCCAGAGCAAAAACAGAGAUGAUGUGUUUUCUCGAAACAUGUUCUGUGCAGGGGGCCUGCAUUUGAAGCAGGAUGCCUGCCAGGGCGACAGUGGAGGUGUUUUUGUAAUGAAAGACCACAACAAGGAUCGCUGGGUGGCCACGGGCAUCGUGUCCUGGGGCAUUGGGUGUGGCUAUGGAUAUGGUUUCUACACCAAAUUACUCAACUAUGUGGACUGGAUCAAGAAAGAGAUGGGUGAGGAGGAAGCCUAAGCCCAGGAUUCUACAAGUCAGAAUCCAGUGUACAAGCCAGGCACGGUGGUACACGACUGAAAUCCCAGCACUUGGGAGGCUGAGGCAGGAGGAUCCUUGUGCAUUCAAGA
This is a messenger RNA of Octodon degus (degu), 2425 nucleotides long. RefSeq names its product complement C1r (gene C1r). Gene Ontology annotation, molecular function: serine-type endopeptidase activity; calcium ion binding. Gene Ontology annotation, cellular component: blood microparticle; extracellular region. Lineage: Eukaryota; Metazoa; Chordata; Mammalia; Rodentia; Octodontidae. Gene Ontology annotation, biological process: zymogen activation; complement activation. The transcript has 11 exons. The record is from RefSeq and is a predicted model, not a curated record. The coding region runs from base 192 to 2315 and encodes 707 amino acids.